Molecule: messenger RNA, 1877 nt
Organism: Bombus pyrosoma
Lineage: Eukaryota; Metazoa; Arthropoda; Insecta; Hymenoptera; Apidae
Exons: 3
Coding region: 1-1170 (389 amino acids)
Source: RefSeq, a predicted model, not a curated record
AUGAUCGAGACGUACGGAAAAAGUUUGCGAAUCUUUCGCGUCUUUGGGCUGUUAUUUUCAUUAACGAUCGUAGUCGCGAACGCUCAGGAAAUCUCCAAAAACGCGACUACGAUCAUCAACGAUGAAGCAGCCGUCCCGACGUCUAUUAGCCGCGAGGACAAAAUGGAAGCGAGAUCUGAAGGAGAGACUCUGCUGGAGAUAGAACCAUCGACGAGAAGUGUUGAGUGGAAAAAUAGCGGUCCAUUUACUCGUAGGAAGGACAGCUAUUUGGACGCAUUAAGACAUUCUCGAACUAGCACGGAUCCUCGCGAAGGAAUAGUUGCAGUGGACGUAACGUCGGGUAGCUCUAUUCAACGAAGAAAGGAACAAUCGGUGGGACCAGUCUAUGCAGGAAAAAGGUCCGAGAUAUCCUUCCAAACCGGCUCGGACAGAGAUUCCUUCUCCAUGGUACCAAGCGAUUCGUAUUCCUUGCCGACACGAUCGUCCAGUGACUUUUCGGGCCUCAAAAAUUCUUACGGACCUCCCCGAUCGCAACCACCGCGUGAAACGUACGGACCACCGCGCGAAACGUACGGACCACCGCGCGAAACAUACGGACCACCUUAUCACGAUCAAUCUUCCUACGGGGGAGAAUACACGUCCGUUGGCGCAUAUCCGGCUCAGCCGCAGCAAGGUGAGACUCGAGCGUACGGAGUGCCACAUGGAAUGACCGAAUCGGUGCAUCUUGGUUUUCCAUCUAUCGACUUCUCUUGGCCCUUCGCCCUCAAGCUGAACGCCUUCACCCUGGCCAAGAUACUUUUGAAAUUGGUUAUUUUCAAGAUGAUAGUUAAGUUUAUCGCUGUUAUCUGUCUGCUGCUUUUCAUCCCCAAGCUGGAGAUUAAAAAGACGAUCAAGAAGGUGAAUAUGCAGAGUAACAACGAUGACGACGACGAUGAGGACGAAGGCCGUAGUUUGCGAAACGCUAACUGGAGAGUAUGGGAUAGACUAAAUCUCUUGACCUUGGUGGUAGACGAGGCAUGGAAACAACACGAGAUCGCCAACGAAUCUAGCUCCAGUGAAUGCUCCACGCUCGAGUGCCAAGUUCGUAGAGCCUUCAAAAACGACCAAUCGUGGCCCGAUUAUGAGCAACUAUUGCAGAAUUAUAUUAUGGAGGAAACGCGGCGCCUUUAAACCAAGUCUCAGCCUGUUAGCUGUUUGUUGAUUUGUCCUUACUUAUGGAAAUCUUUCGGUUCGACCGCACUCAGUGAUUCAUCCAUGAUCACAUUGCUCAUGUCGCGUAUUUAUGCGUUACCUAGCUAUUAGUAUAGUCGAGGAUAAGAAUAAGUGGACAGGUAUCGAUCAAAUCUCGUUAAAUAUGGCUUGUUGCCGCACAAACGUGUAAAUAUUAAUUUCUAUUAUGUAUUAAACGUAUGUAUGUACUAUAAGGAUAUAUAAUAAAUAGACUGCGGAUUUUCACGCAUUUUCACGUUCGGAGAAUGUACACCGUAUGCAAAGAUACAUAUAGAUAUUUCAAUUAUAGUAGCCUUUGUCAUAUUUAACUAGUCAGCUGUUCUUGACGAAUAUACUCGUCGCGAAGAAACGGUAAUAAUAUCGACGAGCAAUAAUAUCAGCAAUAAAAUUAAAGAAAACAGUCGUUUCAUUGCAAUUUAAUUCUAUAUUAUAACAGUCACGCAUACUCUUUGCUUCACGAGUAUACUCGUCACCGCUUACUUUCUGCCACACAUUUUACGUACACAUUUCUCAAAGAGGUGGAAACAGCUAACUGGUUGAUAGACGAAGCAAUUUUACAUCCAUGUCUCUUAAUUGUAUUCGUAAAAAUAUGAAUUUGCACGAAUAUCCGCAGUCUAUCAACGAAUAAAUCUUAAGUAUAAUACUAA